AUGUUCUCUGGGUUCUCUAUUGGUUCUCUGGCUCCGGCGGUGCUCCGGUGUGAGGUGUGACGUAACGUCAACCUAACCUUGUGUUAUCGAACCAAAAAUAUCAGCUGGAUAACAUUUUUUGGCACUUUCUUACUUUUUCAGGAGUCUAGUAUUUUCGAAGACAGCUAGAUCCCAAAUUUGUCAGGAUGUCGGAGUACAAUCCACCGAGUGAGACCGGUGGGGUUAGGCCCAUGACCAUCGCUGGUCGUAUGAUUUCAGAACGAGAACGUCUCCAGGGCAUGUCAGAUGUUGAAAGAGCUUGGCGAGCGCAAUGGCUCAAGGAUCAAAUACUUGCCCCUGAGGAACCUGUUGUACCUGCUAAUUAUUAUGAAGAACGUUACAACGUCUUGAGAAGAUUUUACAUGGCACCACUGAAUAAAGUUGAAGCAGCACUUCGCAAACCUCUGGGAGAUACUACAGCAGCUUUCGUUCGCUAUGCUUUUGGAAGAACAGUAUUAGGCGUUUUGAUAAUCUGGGCUGGCUGGUAUCAUUUGAAAUACAAUCGUGGUGAUUGGACAAAGAAAUCAUCAUUGAAAAUAUCGAUGGACCGAAAAUGUCUUUUCCCGAGUGACAAGGAAUACCCCCAUUAUACAAGAUACAAAGAUUCUGAUUACGGCGAUUUCGGAUUCAAAGACUCUCCCAUAUAAACAUAGAAUUGAAAGUAGUUCUUCAGUAAUUGUUGCAUAUGAUAAUAUUACUGUAACAAUAAUCAUGUAUAUUAAAAAAAUUGCAGUACGGGA
Messenger RNA from Venturia canescens, 779 nucleotides. It is a transcript of the gene ND-B17, whose product is annotated as NADH dehydrogenase (ubiquinone) B17 subunit. Gene Ontology annotation, biological process: mitochondrial electron transport, NADH to ubiquinone. The coding region runs from base 186 to 686 and encodes 166 amino acids. The transcript is spliced from 4 exons. Lineage: Eukaryota; Metazoa; Arthropoda; Insecta; Hymenoptera; Ichneumonidae. The record is from RefSeq and is a predicted model, not a curated record.